AUUUGUUGCCCUGACAUCCAGUAGUCCAGGUGAGCCUUUUUCCCUUGUGGAUAUGUUACCGCCCCGUGACCACGGAUGUCCUUCCGGAUUACGAUUCGUGAUCCCGCCUCGAGAGGUGUUCACACUUUUGAGCUCAGUCGAGCUUUACUUGAGGAGUUCGAACGCAGGAAUGCAAUAAUUUCCGAAUUUCGAACGCAGAAGGUGGUGGAGGUCGCUAUCUGGUGAAAACUCGCAGAAGGCCACAGCGUUGUGGCAAUGGCUCAUUGUUUAUCUACUUGCUUGAAUUGUAGAACUCGAACAGGAGAUGCUUUGCUCGUCGUCAAAGGUCAGUGCCUUGUGGCGCUAGAAGUUGGCACCAAAGUCGUUGCCACUGGAGAGAGUUUCAGGUCGUUGGCAAGAACGAAUUUUACCUCUGGCCCCAGAAGAACACCCAUUCUCCGUUGUCGCCACGCGCAACAUCUUCAAGAUUUCGUCUUAAAAUCAAGUGCUGUAGGUGGCAAUUACACCUCGUCACAGCAGCGUCCUCUGAAGGAGCAAAGAGUUAACUUCAAACACAAAUCAACGCUUUCAAAAGCGUCUGCAGUUGCGUCUUCUUCAAAACAUUCGACCAUAACGUCUGAAGAGGAAGUUCUUGAAAAACUCUCUCAGAUCAUUGAUCCUGACUUCGGAACGGAUAUUGUGUCGUGUGGAUUUGUUAAGAACUUAGAGAUUGAUGAAUCCACUGGCAAGGUUUCAUUCGUGCUGGAACUUACAACACCGGCUUGUCCUGUUAAAGACAUGUUUCUGCAAGAAUCGAAGGACAAGGUGGGGGGUUUGCCAUGGGUAAAAGAUGUGGUGGUCGCCUUAUCUUCACAACCAGCUAAACCAAUACUUGUUGAGAACGUUCCGAAGGGGCUGCAACGCGUUUCAAACGUUGUAGCAGUUUCAAGUUGUAAGGGUGGAGUUGGUAAAUCAACAUGCGCAGUCAAUUUGGCAUAUUCUCUAGCAGGAAUGGGUGCGAGAGUCGGCAUUUUCGAUGCGGAUGUGUACGGUCCUAGCCUUCCAACUAUGGUGUCCCCAGAAACUCGAGUCCUGCAAAUGGACGCUGAGACGAGAGCUAUAAUACCGACAGAAUACAUGGGAGUGAAACUAGUCUCGUUUGGAUUCGCAGGCCAGGGUAGUGCCAUUAUGCGAGGGCCUAUGGUGUCUGGUGUCAUCAAUCAGUUAUUGACUACAACAGAUUGGGGUGAGUUGGACUACCUUAUCAUAGACAUGCCUCCUGGGACUGGUGACAUUCAAUUGACUCUGUGCCAGGUGGUGCCACUCACAGCAGCUGUUAUCGUAACAACACCACAGAAGCUGGCAUUUAUUGACGUGGCCAAGGGCAUUCGCAUGUUUUCAAAGCUGAAAGUCCCAUGUAUAGCUGUAGUGGAGAACAUGUGCUAUUUCGAUGCCGAUGGAAAGAGAUACUAUCCGUUCGGCAAAGGCUCUGGUGCCGAGGUUGUUCAACAAUUUGGAAUCCCUCAUCUUUAUGAACUUCCUAUACGACCAGAACUAUCAGCGGCCGGAGAUACUGGAAGCCCUGAAGUAGUAGUAGAUCCUCAAGGUGAAGUCGCCAAGAUAUUCUCCAACAUCGGAGUCUGCGUCGUUCAGCAGUGUGCAAAGCUUCGUCAACAAGUUGCUACAGCGGUGUCUUAUGACUCUACACUGAAAGCAAUACGAGUCAGAGUACCUGGGACAGAUGAUGAUUUCUACCUCCACCCUGCCACCGUUCGGAGAAACGAUCGUUCCGCACAAAGCAUUGACGAAUGGACUGGAGAGCAGCGGUUAAGAUAUAACGACAUUUCAGAAGAUAUAGAACCUGAAAGUAUUCAACCUAUGGGAAAUUAUGCCGUAGCCAUCAAUUGGCCCGAUGGAUUCAGUCAGAUAGCUCCGUACGAUCAGUUGCAGUCUUUGGAACGGCUGGUUGAUGUUGCCGAAGAGGAAGGCUUAUCGUCAGAUUCUACCGGGGAAAGAAGUGAUGCAAGUCAAGGAGUGGCUGAUCAAAAUCAAGACGAGAUUUCAAAAUCUAAUAAUGUGGACAAAAUCCUGCAACAUACAAGAGCUUUGCAAGAAGCGAGACCCAACAAUUCAUAGUCAAUACUCUUAUGUACAUUAAAUUGUAGACAGGCUGAUAACAUUCUACAUCGCGGGCUUUACAAUUUCUUAUACAACUGCGGUCAUUAGUGGAACCAAAUUUAUCCAAGGCUUUUUGUAGGAAUUUGCUUAGAUUAAAGUUCUAUCCCUUACAUCUGAUCUUCAAUCUCUCUGGUGCUUUCCAUCAUAGAAUCACGUGGUGUUAUUCACAUAAUACGAAGUAUUUUUCUCAUUGUUCAUCAUAGAUUCAUUUCAAUGGCGAAGUAUAAUAAAUGGUUCGAUAUGUGAAGGGUGAUGGCUGUAACCGACAAAUAUAUAGUUGGGACACACGUGCCUACGCUGUAACACCUUUCUUGAAGUCGAUAUAGAAUCUCAAGCAGUAGCUCGUACAGAUCCUGAGUACAACACAUGUAUCUUUUACUAUUCUAAGCUUGCACGCAGAAGAUCGUAUCCCC
Molecule: messenger RNA, 2570 nt
Organism: Marchantia polymorpha subsp. ruderalis
Lineage: Eukaryota; Viridiplantae; Streptophyta; Marchantiopsida; Marchantiales; Marchantiaceae
Source: the annotation of a GenBank genome assembly